AUGGCGAUCAUGCUGAACGGGGCGCAAGCAUUGUGCCGUAUUUCCUUACGAUCAUUGCCAGUUUUUUUUAAAAAAAGCAGUCGUAGUUUCAGCUCAGAGCCUCCGUUAACCAGCAAGCGAUACCCUGAUCUUAAACGCGGAGACUACUGCGAGAUAACCAACGAUGACCUGGCAAAAUUUAUGUCUAUUCUUGGCGCCCACCGGGUGAUACAAGAUGAUGAGGAAAUUGCACAUUGUAAUACGGACUGGAUGAAGACACUUCGAGGUGCAAGCAAAGUGUUAUUGAAACCUAAAACAACACAAGAGGUUUCUGAAAUUUUGGCAUACUGCAAUUCUAGGAAAAUUGCAGUUGUGCCCCAGAGUGGAAAUACUGGUUUGGUUGGUGGUAGCACACCUGUUUUUGAUGAAGUGAUUUUGUCACUAGGUUUAAUGAAUCAAAUUAUCAGUAUGGAUGAUGUUUCUGGUAUUCUAACUUGUCAAGCUGGUUGCAUCCUGGAGAAACUAGAUAACUUUCUCUUUGAGAAGGGUUUCAUCAUGCCAUUAGAUUUAGGUGCAAAAGGCAGUUGUAUGAUCGGUGGAAAUAUUGCUACAAAUGCAGGUGGAUUAAGGCUGUUACGAUAUGGUUCUCUCCAUGGGACAGUGCUAGGCCUUGAAGCAGUUCUUCCUAAUGGGCAGAUUGUUGAUAACUUAUCUACAUGCCGUAAGGAUAAUACUGGAUAUCACCUCAAACAUAUGUUCAUAGGAUCUGAAGGGACAUUAGGUGUUAUAACUGCUGCAUCCAUCAUGGUUCCUUACUUACCCAGUUCUAUCAAUGUAGCAUUGUUGGGCUGCCGGAGUUUCCAAGAUCUCCUACUUAUUUUUAAAGCUGCAAAGUCCAUGCUUGGAGAAGUGCUAUCUGCAUUUGAAAUGAUGGAUUCAUUGAGCAUUAAAGCAAGUGAAGUUACAGGAAUUCAAAACCCAAUCCAGGAAAACCAGUUUUAUGCACUAAUUGAAACAUCAGGUUCUGAUUCAGCACAUGAUGAAGAGAAACUAACAAAGUUUAUGGAAUUCUUGAUGAAUAAUGAUCUGGUCCAAGAUGGUACCAUUGCCACAGAUAAACAGAAAAUGACAAGUAUCUGGGCAAUACGGGAAAAUAUAACACUAGGAUUGAACAAAAUGGGUUAUACAUAUAAAUAUGAUAUUUCUCUCCCUGUAGUUGGCUUGUAUGACAUUGUUAAAGAUCUUAGAAAUAAGAUUGGUGAUCAAGUGAUCACCAUUGUUGGCUAUGGUCAUAUUGGUGAUGGUAACCUUCAUCUGAAUAUAAUUGGCAAAGAGUUUGAUGCCAACAUAAACCAGAUUUUAGAAACAUUCAUAUUUGAAAGGGUUAGAAGUUGCCAAGGAAGCAUCAGUGCGGAACAUGGUAUUGGAUUCAAAAAGACAAAAUAUUUGCAUUACUCAAAGUCCAAUGAAUGUAUUGAGAUGAUGAAAGCCUUGAAAAAGAUGUUUGAUCCACAUGGCAUUCUUAAUCCAUACAAAGUUCUUUAUAAUAAUUGAAACAUGAUUCACAUGGAUUGUCGAUUAGAUUUAGAAAGACAAUAGAGUAGUAACCAUAGGAAUUUGUUUGAUUUAUUUGACAAUUGCAUGCUUGUGGGUAUUUUAAUUGGGUAUUUGUUAUGUAUGAAAACAAUGUAUAAAAAUUAAUCAAAAUGCAUCGAUUUAAUCCAAAUUUUUUUUCAAUAAAACAUUAUAAAAAUGGUCA
Molecule: messenger RNA, 1738 nt
Organism: Dendronephthya gigantea
Lineage: Eukaryota; Metazoa; Cnidaria; Anthozoa; Malacalcyonacea; Nephtheidae
Product: D-2-hydroxyglutarate dehydrogenase, mitochondrial-like
Exons: 1
Coding region: 1-1533 (510 amino acids)
Cellular component (GO): mitochondrion
Molecular function (GO): FAD binding; catalytic activity
Source: RefSeq, a predicted model, not a curated record